Nerophis ophidion (straightnose pipefish) is the source of this 3006-nucleotide messenger RNA. Its product is annotated as zinc finger protein ZFP2-like. The transcript is spliced from 5 exons. Gene Ontology annotation, molecular function: RNA polymerase II cis-regulatory region sequence-specific DNA binding; DNA-binding transcription factor activity. The record is from RefSeq and is a predicted model, not a curated record. Gene Ontology annotation, biological process: regulation of transcription by RNA polymerase II. Lineage: Eukaryota; Metazoa; Chordata; Actinopteri; Syngnathiformes; Syngnathidae. The coding region runs from base 330 to 2483 and encodes 717 amino acids.
CCGACGUAAUCAGGCGCAUGCGCAGACAGAUCGAGUCUCGGGUCGUCUUAAAUGUUGCGUGUUGUCAAGUACGUACAUGUUAACAAAAAUGUUGUCUAUUUAGAGAAAACGUCGAUUAAUAAUUGUUUCCAUCCGGAAACAUUAGCGUGGUUGCACGUUGUUGCGUUCUUAGCUUCGCUAAUUUAGCUCGCUAGUUAGCGUAGUUGGCUAGUUAGCUUAGCUUGCUAGUUAGCUUAGCUUGUUAGCUGCUAACAAAGAGACGCGGAAGUUGUUUAAACGUCGCAAAGUAGAGAACUAAUGUGAGUGCAAAGUGUUGGGAUUGUGUGAAAAUGUGCGAAAGAACGAUAGCGGAGUGCGAGGAGGAACUUUCUAGAACAAAAGAGGAGAACUAUCAACUACUGGACGCUGUUUUCAAGAAACAUCAAGUUGUGUUACACAGAACAGAACAUCUUCCGAACCCAUGGUCCGCUGGCAUUAAAGAAGAAGAGGAGGAGCAACAGUCCCCUUGCUUUAAAGAAGAAAAGAAGGAGCCACGGUCUCCUCACAUUAAAGAGGAAGAGGUGUCACAGCCCCCCUACAUUAAAGAGGAGGAAGAAGAAUACAGCAUCAGUCAGGAGGGGUCCCCAGUGACUGGUGUCCCUGUGAAGAGUGAAGAUGGUGAGGUCAAAUGUGAAAAUGCGGAGCCUCCAACACAACACACGGACACGCUCUUAGCUCCACUAUCAGAAAGCGACGACGCAACGUCUCACACCCACGCAAACGCGGACUCUCACUUGCGAACGCACGUCCGAGGGAAACCGUUCAGUUGUUCCGUUUGCAGCACGCAAUUCUCCCAGAAGACAACCAUGCUGGUGCACGCCAGGACGCACACGGGGGAGAAACCUUUCCGCUGCUCGGUCUGCGGCAAGCGCUUCGCGCAGCAGGCGCACAUGCUGUCUCACGCCAGGACGCACACGGGGGAGAAACCCUUCCGCUGCUCGGUCUGCGGCAAGCGCUUCGCGCAACAGGCGCACAUGCUCUCCCACGCCAGGACGCACACGGGAGAGAAACCCUUCAGUUGCUCGGUGUGCGGCGGCGCGUUCGCCCAGACGUCCUCUCUGAACCGGCACAUGAGGACGCACACCGGAGAGAAACCCUUCAGCUGCUCGGACUGCGGCAAGAGCUUCUCCCAAAAGGUGAACAUGCUCUCGCACAUGAGGACCCACACGGGGGAAAAACCUUUCAGUUGCUCAGUGUGCAGCGUUGCGUUUUCUUUCUUGUCUUCUUUGGAUCGACACAUGGAGAGGCAUCCUAUUCCAAAUGUGUCACUGCUAACAAAGCGAACCGGAAGUUGUUUAAACGUCGCUAAACGGAGAUCAAGUGUGAGUUUAAAGUGUGGCAAACGUGUGGAAAUGUGCGAAAGAGCGAUGGACGGAAACGAGGGGGAACUUUCCAGAUCCAAAGAGGAGAAGGAGCUACUGGAUGUUUAUUAUAAGAAACAUCAUCAAGUUGUGUUACACAGAACAGACGUCAGUGAAGAACAUCUUCCACCCGAGCCUCAGCCCGCCCACAUUAAAGAGGAAGAUCGCGAGUGGGCGCCCACUCGCGUUAAAGACGAAGCAGAGGAGCCAUGGCCCCUUUGUUUUAAAGAGGAGGAAGAGGAGGCGCCACAUCCCCUGCACAUCAAAGAGGAAGAGGAGGAACACACCAUCAGUCAGGAGGGAGAGCAUAUUGAAGGACUGAUGUUUCCAGUGACUGGUGUCCCUGUGAAGAGUGAAGGUGAGGAGGUCAAAGGUGAGCGUGAGGAGAAGAAAGGGGCGGAGCCUCUGACACAACACGUGACCACAGAAGCUGAUGGAGACAACCUCUUAGCUCCACUGUCAGAUAGCGAGGACACAACCUCACACAACAACGCCUCGGAAAAACCGUGCAGUUGCUCGGUGUGCGGCCACGCCUUCUCUCAAAUGUCCUCGCUGCACCGACACUUGAGGACGCACACGGGAGAAAAACCCUUCCGCUGCCCUGACUGCGGCAAGAGCUUCUCGCAGAAGGUGACCAUGGAGUCGCACGCGAGGACGCACACCGGCGAGAACCCCUUCCGCUGCGCCGUCUGCGGCAACGCCUUCACCCAGGCGUCCUCGCUGCGGCUGCACGCCAAAACGCACACCGGCGAGAAACCCUUCCGCUGCUCGCACUGCGGCAAGCGCUUCACCCAGAGGGCGCACAUGCUGUCGCACGUGAGGACGCACACCGGGGAAAGACCGUUCGGUUGCCCCGUGUGCGGUAAGGCCUUCGCCCAGACUUCCACGUUGAAUCAACACCUGAAGACGCAUACAGGGGAGAAACCUUUCAGUUGCUCCGACUGCGGCAAAAGCUUCACCCAGAAGGUCACCAUGCAGGCACACAAGAGAACGCACACGGGAGAGAAACCUUUUAGUUGCUCGGUUUGCGGUAAGGCCUUUUCUUUCUUAUCCUCUCUGGAUCGACACAUGGAGAGACACUGAUGGCCUGAUGUGACAUGGGUAUGGUUUUUCUUUUGUAUUUUGUAUAAAUCCAUCAUGCACAGAGUUAGGCUGUGUCCCCACACAUGUUUUUAGUUCCACACUUCAACACGGCCAAAGUAGAGCGAACAUAAUCAUACCCCUUUUUUUCUGUCAUAGAAUUUGUUAACACAUUUUCUAUUCUUGAAUUCGAACUAAUGAUAGAAGAUGUCACAUUUUUAGUGAGGUUUAAAAUUUUAAUCGGGAUUCCUCCUUCUAUUUGUAAACACAUUGAUUUUGAACUCCUAUUUAAAGUGGAUCAUAUGACUACAUUGUUUAUGUAUUCGUUCCAUAAUUGUAUUCCGCUUACUGUUUUGCUAAAGGUUUUAAGUGUUGUACGUGCACACACAUUUAUAUAUUUCUCCUCUUUGGAAGGGAAGAUUUGUUGUAUAUUUUUGGCUCGCAGGUUACAGUUUAGAUGUUUGCAAAUGCACCGAGUCAUUGAUUUUCAAUAUUUUGGAUUCAAUAAAUAAAAUGUUUGUUAUUC